AUGAAGCCAAUCAACUUGUUGAAUGAGUUGCAAUUUCAUGAGAUGAAUGAUCUAGAUGUUGCCAAGUCAAUUGGUCAAGAUGAAGUAAAGACUAUUGCUCUCAAGGCCGAACCUAGCAAGACGGUUGAAACAAGUGAGAAGCCGUCAAUGCAAAAGAAGAAAGUUGAGUCAAGUGAUGGAGAUAGCACCGAUGAAGAAACGGCCAUGAUGGUGAGAAACUUCAAGAAGUUUAUGAAGAAAAGAAACUUCAAGAGAGGGACGAAACAAAGAACGUGCUGCAAGUGUGGUGCAAAGGAUCACUUCAUAGCGGAUUGUCCUCAAAAUGACAAUGAUGAAGGUGAAGACAAGAAGCACAAGGGCAAGAGCAAUGACAAGAGUUAUGACAAAGAGAAGAGGUACAAAGAAAAGAGCAAAGUGUACAAGAAGAAGCAUGCCAAGGCACAUGUUGGUGAAAAAUGGGAGUCUAGCGACGACUCCGACAAUGAGGGCACGACAUCUCUUGCCUUGCUCUCCACAUCAUCAACACCAAAGCUCUUCAACAACUUCUUCGAUGAUGAAGAUGAAGGCCCUAUGUGCCUUAUGGCCAAAGGGACUAAGGUAUCAAACUAUGCCAACCCUCCAUGUUCUCCUACCUCCACAUCUAGUGAAGUAGAAAAGGAUUUAGAUGAAGAGGAGGUCCAACUCUAA
Molecule: messenger RNA, 687 nt
Organism: Panicum virgatum (switchgrass)
Lineage: Eukaryota; Viridiplantae; Streptophyta; Magnoliopsida; Poales; Poaceae
Product: nucleolar protein of 40 kDa-like
Exons: 1
Coding region: 1-687 (228 amino acids)
Molecular function (GO): nucleic acid binding; zinc ion binding
Source: RefSeq, a predicted model, not a curated record